AUGGCGAACACUCUUAGGCACUCGACUAUUUGCAAGGAAAUUCACAACGACUGGUGGUCAACGGCGCACAUGUCAGCGUCGCUCGUCGCUCCUCCAGCCGCAGUGAGAGGCGAUGAGCCAACAGCGCCUUUGCCAGCCGGCCUUACUGAGACCUUUGCUGCUGCUGAGAAUGUUCCAGAGGAGUUCAAGUCUCUGUGCGCGACGAUCUAA
Messenger RNA from Colletotrichum graminicola M1.001, 210 nucleotides. RefSeq lists its product as uncharacterized. NCBI's taxonomy places the organism in Eukaryota, Fungi, Ascomycota, Sordariomycetes, Glomerellales, Glomerellaceae. The record is from RefSeq and is a predicted model, not a curated record. The transcript has a single exon. Bases 1 to 210 code for a protein of 69 amino acids.